This is a messenger RNA of Exophiala dermatitidis NIH/UT8656, 4544 nucleotides long. RefSeq lists its product as uncharacterized. Gene Ontology annotation, cellular component: 90S preribosome; nucleus. The transcript has a single exon. The record is from RefSeq and is a predicted model, not a curated record. NCBI's taxonomy places the organism in Eukaryota, Fungi, Ascomycota, Eurotiomycetes, Chaetothyriales, Herpotrichiellaceae. Bases 787 to 4335 code for a protein of 1182 amino acids. Gene Ontology annotation, molecular function: GTPase activity; U3 snoRNA binding; GTP binding. Gene Ontology annotation, biological process: maturation of SSU-rRNA from tricistronic rRNA transcript (SSU-rRNA, 5.8S rRNA, LSU-rRNA); endonucleolytic cleavage of tricistronic rRNA transcript (SSU-rRNA, 5.8S rRNA, LSU-rRNA); ribosome biogenesis.
CUCGCCUUAGUAUGAGUCAACUGCGGGAGUAAAGAGCCAUACACCAACUCCUUGGUGACUGCUGGCUCUUCGAAGUGCGCCUCGUUCUUCUUGUUGUGUUUGUUUUUCUCAUUUUUGUUUCCGGAGGCAUUUGAAUUUAAGUAACAGCCACACAUACCUACCUAGGUAGGUAUAGGCCUGCGUACGGUGGCAUGCUGCCGGCAAGAUACCACUGGCAGCUACCUACCGUCCAAGCUCAUCGCCUAGUCCGGCACUGGGCUUAUUUCUGCUACUGGCAAGUCCGACAAAUCGAAACUGGAUGAGUCCGCCUGCGAUAGAUCAUCGUGAUCGGCUCUGAUGCCGGUGGAACUGCUUACCCUAUACUAUUUGACUGCAUUUGAGGUUUUGCAGGGACUUCCACCUCCCUCAGGCUCUGGGAUGGACAAGAUCACAAGUCGAGACCUGCAAGGCAACUGAGCCGAACCUCAAGAGAUAAAAAGUUCCACAGAAGAGGUCUAAUAAUUAUUUGGCAGCGGAUUACGGAAGAUCUUCUUUUGGUGUGGCGUCCACUAAACUUAGCCCCUACAGCCAAUGGUCAUGGUUGAAGUAAGAGAACUCCACCCCGCCGCGCCAAACGUGAACUGGACUAAGGCGGCAUCCGAUUAUUUCCAAGAAGUUAACCAGACCCUGGUUCUCCGCCACUGGUCUCCAACGUCUGGAACUUUUUUUCUGGCAAACCCAUUUCCGCCUGCGCCUGAUAUUGUCCGCAGAUAUCGGCGGACACGGUGACCUUUGACUGUGUGAAUCAUGGAGACACAGUCGAACAAGCCGCACAGGCCCUCGAAAGAGAAGAAGAAGCCGCAGAGGGGAGAGAAAAAUGUCAAAGCCUUUGCAGUCGCCAAUCCUGGCCGACUCGCCAAACAGGCAGUCCGGUCCAGCGAUAUCAAGGAAAAGAGACUGCACGUCCCUCAAGUCGACCGGCUCCCCGAAGAAGCGCCUCCCAUUGUUGUCGCCGUGGUUGGACCUCCAGGCGUCGGGAAGACCACCCUCAUCAAAAGUCUCAUCAAGCGCUAUACCAAACAGACCUUGUCUCACCCGACCGGGCCUCUAACCGUGGUUACCUCGAAGCGGCGCCGGCUCACCUUCUUCGAAUGUCCCUCCGACUCGCUUGCAGCCAUGAUCGAUGUUGCGAAGAUUGCGGAUAUUGUGUUACUCAUGAUUGACGGGAACUAUGGGUUCGAGAUGGAGACGAUGGAAUUCCUCAACGCCCUGAGUGUGUCCGGUAUGCCUGGCAACGUCUUUGGCAUCCUUACACAUUUGGACUUGUUCAAGAAGCAGAGUACACUACGAAUGGCGAAGAAGAGGUUAAAACACAGGUUUUGGUCCGAGCUGUACCAGGGUGCGAAGCUCUUCUACCUUUCCGGCGUCAUUAAUGGUAGAUAUCCAGAUCGAGAGGUACACAACCUGUCACGCUUCCUCUCGGUCAUGAAGAACCCCAGGCCUCUCAUCUGGAGAAACAGCCACCCCUAUUGCCUGGCAGAUCGGUUUCUCGACGUCACACCUCCAACGGAAAUCGAAGAGAAUGAGAAAUGUGAUAGGCAGGUCGCGCUGUAUGGAUAUCUCAGAGGCACAAACUUCCCAGCAGAGCAGGCCAGAGUCCACAUACCCGGGGUUGGAGAUCUCACGGUAAAGGAGAUUGAGGCCCUGCCGGACCCUUGUCCUACGCCGUAUCUGGAUCAAGCCAUUGCGAAAGCUACUGGAAAAUCGAAGAGACGGAAGUUAGAAGAGAAGCAAAAGGUGUUGUUUGCCCCCAUGUCUGAUGUCGGUGGAGUGCUGGUGGACAAGGACGCUGUCUAUAUUGAUGUGAAGACAAACACAUUCGACCGGGAGGCAGCAGACGCUGAGGACCGAGGCUUGGGAGAGCAACUAGUCAUGAAUCUGCAGAGUGAACGCAGGUUGCUUGGUGAAGUUGAUGCGGGUGUAAGGCUGUUCCAGGGCGGUCGUCAGCUCACCGAAGGAGACAGCACGGAGAAUGAUAUGGGCCGAACUUCCAAGAGAGGCAUUCGUUCAUUUAAACAGAACGGAGAUCUUAGCAGACAGUUGGAAGAGGAAGAGGACGAGGGUUUUGUCAGUGGCGAAGCCGAAUCCGAGGAUGAAGAUGUGGAAGAUGACGUUGAAGAUUUCCGCGAACAUACGGGUCGACCUGGCCUUCUUGAGGAGGAAGACGUCGACGCGAAUGCUGAAGAUGGCGAUCUUGCUUUUGCCGAGAGUGAUUCCGAUCUGGGGUCGAUUUCCGGCGAAGAGGACGGCGGUCAAGAUCUCUCUGAGGGGGAUUUUGACGAGGACGACGAUGAUGAGGAGCUGGACGAUGGUGCACUUAGAUGGAAGGAAAACCUUGCUGAAAGUGCGAAGAAAAUGCAUUCCAACAAGGUUGCAUUUCGUGCGGCGGAUCUCGCUAGGUUCAUGUACGACCUAACGCUUUCACCUAGGCAAGUCAUUUCAAAAUGGCGGGGUGAAGAACAGGAUCAACCUCCCGAUGCCGAGACAGGCGAUGACGAAGAGGACGAGGAUACAUUCUUCAAACGGGCGAAGACUGAACAAGAAGCAGAUCUUGAGGACCGCCAAACGCCUAUAUAUGAUUACGAGCGCCUAGCCCAGAAAUGGGAGGACGAGGAGCACAUUCAAACAAUCAUGCCCCGCUUCACCAGGGCUUCCUUCGCAACAGGGGCGAAUGCAGACUCUGAUGACGAAGAUGGUGAAGAAGACGCUGGCGAUGAGAGCGACGAAGGCGAUGGCGAGUUCGAAGACCUCGAAGCCACCGCUGCUCCGGAAACCGCUGAAGGGCAAAGCGAAUUGACGCUUGAAGAGGAACGGGCAAAGAAUGCCAAACGAAAGGAAGAGCUCAGACUACGCUUUGAGGAGGAAGAUCGUGAGGGAUUUGCCAACGCAAAGAGCGAGAUCAAAACAACAGAGCAAGAGUUUGGGGAGGACGAGUGGUACGACGCCCAAAAGGCGAUGCUGCAGAAACAGCUUGACAUCAACCGCGCCGAAUUUGACAGUCUUGACCCGGUGUCGCGAGCCCGAGCGGAAGGAUUCAAAGCAGGGACCUAUGCGAGAAUUGUGUUGGACAAAGUCCCUUACGAGUUCGUCCGGUCAUUCAACCCCAAAAUGCCUGUCGUCAUUGGCGGCCUGGCUCCGACAGAGGAUCGGUUUGGAUUUGUGCAGGUUCGCAUCAAGCGCCACCGAUGGCAUAAGAAAAUCCUCAAAACGAACGAUCCGCUCAUCUUUUCCCUGGGCUGGCGACGGUUCCAAACGUUACCAAUUUAUUCCAUAUCCGACUCUCGAACUCGCAACCGGAUGUUGAAGUACACACCGGAACAUAUGCACUGCUUUGGCACAUUCUACGGUCCGCUUGUCGCGCCAAAUACGGGUUUCUGCUGUGUUCAAUCGUUCUCGAAUGCCAACCCGGGCUUCCGGAUCGCAGCUACGGGAGUGGUGCUUAAUGUCGACGAAACCACGGAAAUCGUCAAGAAGCUCAAGUUGACUGGAUAUCCCUACAAGAUCUUCCGCAAUACCGCGUUCAUUCGAGACAUGUUCAGUUCAGCCAUUGAAGUGGCCAAAUUCGAGGGAGCUGGCAUCCGGACGGUGUCUGGAAUUCGGGGUCAGAUCAAGCGAGCUCUCAGCAAACCGGAAGGACACUUCCGUGCUACAUUCGAGGACAAGAUUCUCAUGUCUGAUAUCGUAUUCCUGCGAGCCUGGUACCCGGUGAAGCCACAUCGAUUCUACAAUCCUGUUACCAACCUGCUAGAUGCACCUCCGAGCGGUGCGGCAGCGGAAGGAGCAGACGGCGAAGGGCAACGUCUUGAUGAUGGCUCUGGUAGCUGGCAGGCGAUGCGUCUUACUGGUGCCGUGCGAGCAGCCAUGGGUAUACCUACACCUCUGGUCAAGGAUUCCGCCUACAGCAAAAUCGAACGACCCACCCGACAUUUCAACCCCCUUCGAGUCCCCAAAGCUCUUGCUGCAGAACUCCCAUUCAAGUCGCAGAUCACCCAGCAGAAAGCCCGUAAGGCCCCAACAUAUCUGCAGAAACGAGCCGUGGUGCUCGGCGGGGAGGAGAAGAAGGCCCGGGAUUUGAUGCAGAAAUUGCAGACAAUGCGGAACGAAAAGGCCGAGAAGCGGGCUAAGAAGCAGGAGGAAAGGCGCGCAGCUUACCGUAAGAAGGUGGCUGAGAGUCUUGAGAAGAAGCAAGAACGGGAGAAGAGAGAACGAGACGAGUACUGGAGACGCGAAGGACGGAAACGUAAGACUGCCGACGAGGGCGGCGGUGGUGGCGGCGGGAAACGCUCGAAGAGAUGAGACAAAAAUACUAUCAUCGCUGGAAGCCAUCACAGAUUUGAGUGAAGCCGGACUUCUUGUGUGGCAUAGACCAUGAUGUCAGAUACCCAGAAUCAAAUCAUGAACACAGCCUUGAACUCUUUGAACGAUGUACCUUUAGGAGCAAUCAAUCGGUAUGAGCGCAGGACUUGGGAGUGGAAAACUAAACUGCGCCUAGCACCUACAGUAGG